This is a messenger RNA of Salvelinus fontinalis (brook trout), 2727 nucleotides long. RefSeq lists its product as uncharacterized. Lineage: Eukaryota; Metazoa; Chordata; Actinopteri; Salmoniformes; Salmonidae. The record is from RefSeq and is a predicted model, not a curated record. Gene Ontology annotation, molecular function: protein binding. The transcript has 8 exons. The coding region runs from base 1285 to 2502 and encodes 405 amino acids.
CACUCACUACUGUAAGUCGCUCUGGAUAAGAGCAUCUGCAAAAUAAAUUACAUUUAAAAUGUAAAAAUGCCUGCACCUCUCAGUCUAGAAUAGGACCUAUUUUCUCGGUUAUUACAGUGCAUUGCUGACAUUUACGCAUGUAAAAACUGGACAUUUUCAAUACAGAGGAAACGUGAAGUAGUACUACGUAUUCAACAUUUUCACACGUUAAUCCGAUCAAUGUUUCAAGUAUCAUUGUUUUUCAAUUCUAGGUUUAGCCCACAAAUGAUUGAAUGGAAAAUGCAGGUAGUGUUUUUAGAUUCAUACUGCAUACUAUGUCACCACUCUUAGUUUUGAUGAUGCUGCUAGUUUGCUAGUUUUGAUGAUGCUGAAAAAACAUUAUGCACACCCAUGGCUCCAACCAAUCAUAUCUUGCACGUGGUUUUCCCAUGCAUUGCCCCAUUAGCUGCUUACACAAGCAACAUGCCUCAAAACCUAAAUCAAACAGAUGAAAACUACUUGACAGGGAACCUUUUCAUUUGAAGAGCCAUUUCUGAUUUUACCUUUCAGAUCAGUGUAUCGGGUUCAUUUUAUUUAAUGGACAGCAUAUUCUUGGCUAUAUUGAUCUAUUAUAUUGAUCUACCACUUAGUAUCUGUUUUGUUCUGAUUCCAUUUUAAAUUAGACCCAUUAGAAUAAGUUUAAACUGUCCUGGUUGUUUGAUAUAAUCAACACUGAAAGUUUCUUGCCCAAUUCACCCCUGAUUUUGUACCCCGAUGAGGACCCAUUUUGACCCAUGAAAAGUCAAAAUGCAGUUCAUGAAUAUGUAUAGCCAACAACUUUUUCCCUGGGCCAUUGUUGACCACACUGCAUCCAAAACUGCUGAUAGUAAGACCAUUUCAUGUACACGUCUGCAUCUUGUCUGUGAAAAGUAACACCUAAACUUACUGAGUGGGUAAAAUGCUGUUUAACUGAAGUCCUUAACUUCUCUUUUUCUGUUGUGACAUUAGUCCAUGUACAUGGGUAUAUAAGUCUAUCUGCGGACAGAUUUUCAAGAUGCUGACCUAACAGGUGGGGACACGUUUUUAAAUUUCAAGUGCUUUGUAGGGUUAUAUUAUUUAAAGACAAAUAUCAGUUCCUGUACUGUUGGUACCAUUUCAAAGCCUUUAGGUGCAUUACAUGAAUCAUUUGCUUCAUGACGCUGAUAUGUGCUGAUUCAACACAUUUGACAGAGGGAUUUGACAGCCCUUAUAGUUUCCCUAACUUUGGUAUUCUAAUCUACAGGGUCCCUCAUCAUUGACUUUGAGAUGCAGUGUUUCCAGAUGAUUGCGUUAGCUGUUCCUGUGUUCUUUGCUAUGCUAUCAUCCUACACAGUGUGCUCGGUAGGGAAUGCCAGUUCUGUUGGGUUUAAGAUUUGGAAGUUUGAGGAUCAACCUUUGGUGAUGCAACUUGCUGCUGUCUACAAGGAAAUGGAACACUUCAAAUGUGAACAAACAAAUAUCAGGCAGCAGCUGGAGGCCCUGAAUCAGAUGCUGACAAGCCCUAAGAAUGACACUACAACAGAAAUAGGCAGCACUUCUCUUGUUUACCCCCCAAACCAUGGAGAGGAGGACAUUGUGCGGUCAUCAGAGGAAGAAGACUCCACGCGACCCUUUGAUCCCUGCUUCCGCUACACCGUCCUGGACCAGCCCUGGAGGGCCACUAACACCAGCAUCAAGAACAAGAUGUGUGACCGCAACGUCAAGUGGCGAGGCUGGUACCGCCUGUUCUACAAGGGCAACAGUCUGCAGAUGCCCGAGAGGUGUGUGCCCAUGAACAAGUGUGGCACCCACGCCCCCCUGUGGCUGGCCGGGCCUCACCCGAAGAGGAGGGAAGGGAUCGUCACCCGCAAGGUCUGCGGCCACUGGAACAAGAACUGCUGUGCUUUCAAGUCCACACCCAUCAAAGUGAAGAAGUGCCAGGGCAAUUAUUACGUCUAUAAGUUAACCAAACCGACGACAUGUCACCUGGCCUACUGUGCAGAUAUCAACACCAUUGUGUGUGGAAAGUGCAGGAAAAGCGAGACCUGUGUAAGUCGAGACAAUAUAAACUGGAGGUGUAAGAAGAAGCCAAGACCCCUGAAGAGAAAAGUCCACUUCUUUGCCUCCUAUCCCGGGCCCAUCUCAGGCAAGGUGAACCGCAUCAAGUACAGGACUGUCCUUGUGAACGUUGGGCGAGCCUUCAACCAGAGGACCGGGGUGUUCCAGGCUCCUGUCAAAGGAGUCUACCAGUUCUUCUUCUCCACACAGAGUGGGAAACAUGGUGUCAAGACAGACCUAUGGUUGGUGAUCAAUGGUUACUGGGUGGCUGUCUCUCACACCAAAAUCAGUAGUCCCUCUACUGUGGGUAAUCUGUCCACUUAUAUGACCUUUCUGCGCAGAGGGUCCCUGGUGUAUGUGACCCAAGACUGUGGUAGCUCUUGGGCCACUGAUUCAUCCAAUACCAUCACAUUUGGUGGGUCACUGCUUGUUCAGUCGAAAAGGUAGACUAAAGCCAAUAUGUGUCUGUUUUCAUUUAGUAUAUGAUUCUUAUUUACAGAUUUAAUGGUGUUUCUGUCAAAACAGCGUUGCAGUUGAAAACACUUCUUCUAACAUUGAAUUAUUUAUUUUGGUCAUUUAGCAUAGUCUACACUCAUGUCCAGAGCAACUUACAGUCAGAUGCAUGGACAUCAAUCAUUUGGCUUAAAAUAAAUACUGUAUGUUGCUUCUGUA